Molecule: messenger RNA, 243 nt
Organism: Thelazia callipaeda (thelaziosis nematode)
Lineage: Eukaryota; Metazoa; Nematoda; Chromadorea; Rhabditida; Thelaziidae
Source: the annotation of a GenBank genome assembly
AUGAAAUGUUACGAAUUCAUCAAACGUACGGCUCAUACCGGUUUUUCACUUUCAACAAUUCGCCAACUCAGUCCUCCACUUCAAUCAGUUGCUACAAACCAUACAACAAACACACCGCACACAACUACACCAUCACUUGCCACAGCCAUGCGACAUUUGCAACCAUUAAAGCACACUGAUCGACAACAAAUACCAUCUACACCUGUUUUCAUCGAUUUGAUGAAUUUUCAGUCCUUGACUUGA